GGUUGCAAAGGUUGAUCUGAUACGUGUUGGCGAGGAAWAUAAGCUUGUACAGUAAAUUUGAAGCAAAGCAAAAUGACUGAACGAAGAGUAGUCUUGGCUAUUGACGGUAGUGAGCACAGUCACAGAGCUUUUGAAUUUUACUGUGAAAAUUUGUAUCAYGAAAAUGAUCUUCUACUUGUCAUCCAUGCAUUUGAAUUGCCAUCCAUGCCAGCAGCACCCUACCCAUAUGGCUAUGCUUAUUACAAAGAGUGGGAUGACCUUGUCAGGGCUGCAGAUGAUGAAGCCAAGGAAAGACUAGAGAAAGUAGGAAGGCAAUGUCAGGAAAAAAAGUAUAAAUUCAAGUUAUUCAAGGAAAGUGGAAAAGCAGGAGAAGUGAUCUGCAAAUUUGCCAGUGACGAGAAUGCUGAUAUGAUUAUCAUGGGAUCUAGAGGUCUAGGGACAGUUCGUCGUACUUUCUUAGGAAGUGUCAGUGACUAUACCGUCCAUCAUGCCCACAUUCCUGUUGCUGUCAUYCCACCACCCCAUGAGGAAGAAUGCCAGCAAAAAACAGCGUAGAAAUUCUACAGCAUUAUGCAAAUCUUCUCUUUUUGAAUUCUUAUCCUAAAAUAUAUUGAAAUUUUGUAUUACACAAGAGACCUUUUUAAUCAUUACGGCCGCCAUUUUGAAUUUUCUAUACUAGACGAAUUGGGAACUUAAUAGACAGGGCAGUUACAAUAUGAUUCAAUUGUACACAAUCGAGUUUGAUUUUGAU
Molecule: messenger RNA, 751 nt
Organism: Exaiptasia diaphana
Lineage: Eukaryota; Metazoa; Cnidaria; Anthozoa; Actiniaria; Aiptasiidae
Product: universal stress protein Slr1101
Exons: 4
Coding region: 73-555 (160 amino acids)
Source: RefSeq, a predicted model, not a curated record